Sclerotinia sclerotiorum 1980 UF-70 is the source of this 237-nucleotide messenger RNA. RefSeq lists its product with no specific name. The transcript has 2 exons. The record is from RefSeq and is a predicted model, not a curated record. Bases 1 to 237 code for a protein of 78 amino acids. NCBI's taxonomy places the organism in Eukaryota, Fungi, Ascomycota, Leotiomycetes, Helotiales, Sclerotiniaceae.
AUGAAAACUGCAGAAUCGAUAAAGAAACUCCAAUCUUGUAGUGUAAGAACAUCAAGUAUUGUGUUGCUACACGUUAGUCGUCAUCGACCGAAAUUCGCAUACAUCAUCGCAAGGAGUGAAGCUCGUUUAUCCUUUAAAUCCCGUGGUCAGCUCUUUGCCAGUCGAAGUAUUUACUACCUCUCCGGAUCGGAUCUCAUGGCUAGACCGCUCGCAUCAACCAAAAAUCGCAAUCAAUGA